This is a messenger RNA of Achroia grisella, 1101 nucleotides long. RefSeq names its product trypsin-1-like. NCBI's taxonomy places the organism in Eukaryota, Metazoa, Arthropoda, Insecta, Lepidoptera, Pyralidae. The transcript has 6 exons. Gene Ontology annotation, molecular function: serine-type endopeptidase activity. The record is from RefSeq and is a predicted model, not a curated record. Gene Ontology annotation, biological process: proteolysis. Bases 1 to 1101 code for a protein of 366 amino acids.
AUGUUACUAUAUAUUAUAUUAUUAAACUUUUGUCUAAUAUAUUUGAAUUCCGCAUCGCAAUAUUUCAAUACAAAUUCAAAUGAUGCGGUUGUCAACUUCGAAGUGGACAUGGAAGACUCGCCACAAAUCCAAAGCAGACGUCAUCGCAAGCCGAAUUUUCGUGUACGUAACGAUUACGCAGUCAACUUCGAUGAUAAGCAGAACCUACGGAUACGCGGUGGUAACAUAAGUGAUACAACUAACUUCCCAUACAUGGCCGCCAUUAUCAUAAACGGACGACUAUGGUGUGCGGGGGCCAUUGUGGAUCUAAACUGGGUAGUGACGGCAGCUCAUUGUCUCAACUAUGUCCUACAUGUGUCUCCAAUGAAGUCGCUUGGGAAAUAUGUGAAGAUCCGCGUUGGCAGCACUCGACCACACGAAGGUGGUAUCCUGGUGGAUGUGGUCGGCGCGGUCAGACAUCCCAAGUUCGAGGAAGAACCGGUCCCCCACGCGGACGUGGCUCUACUGAAGUUAGCUGAGAACUUGGAGUUCAGUAAAUAUGUGAACCUGAUCAAAAUCUACAACGGCAUGAAGGAACCGUUUGCACAGAGCUUCAUCGUGGUGUCAGGGUGGGGUGCGACGAGGGGUUCAGAUACCGCUUUCCGAGACCAUACCCCGGACCUGCUAAGCGCUCGGUUGAAAGUCCGCACCAGACAUUACUGUAUCGAUGCUUACCAACUGGUCAACGGAUUCCAAUUUACCGAAGACUUCUUCUGUGCAUCACUGAGAAAUGGUACCAGAGACGCCUGUCUGUUCGAUGCAGGCGCUCCAGCGGUACAACAGAAUAGAUUGAUGGGCAUUAUGAGUUUUGGUCCUGAGCGCUGCGGACACGAAUUCCAACCGGCUGUAUUUGUCAAGGCAUUUUAUUUUAGGGACUUUGUGAAAUCAACUAUAGCAUCGUACAAAACGACAGCUGAUCUAAUAGAAGCAAUGGAAGAAGUGGAACCAGAACUAAAUCCACAGGCAAUAACACAUCAUCCCGAUACUGAAGACAAAGCACCCAAUGAUUUACAUGCCGGUGUUGGCGAUGAUGUCACAAGGCCCGAUCAUAGACAUGAUUAA